AUGUUUUUAUUUGUUGCGAUUGCCUGCCUUCUUGGAGCCGCGACCGCCGCUCCAUCCGGCUUCGGAGGACUUGGUGUCGUCGCAGUGGACAGUUAUUCCCCCCCACGCUAUGAAUUCAACUACGCCGUAAAUGACCCAUCCACCGGGGACAACAAAGCCCAAUCCGAGGUGAGAGAGGGCGACGUCGUCAAGGGCUCAUACUCCCUUACCGAGCCCGACGGUACCUUGAGAGUUGUUGAAUACACCGCGGACGCAGCGCGCGGUUUCAACGCGAUCGUCAAACGGAUCGGCGGUGCGAGCCAUCCACAGACCGUUCAGCUUGCCCCAGUGGUCACCAAACAAAUCGUUGCACCGGUCGUUCAACAGGUUGCAGCACCAGUCUAUGAACAAAUCGCUCCGAUCGCGGCACCUAUCAAUGAUUACUCCGCGGGUCUCCUAAAUCUUGGAAGUUGGGGCAAUGGAUGGAGCUUAGGUGGACUAAACUCAUGGGACCUUGGUGCACUCGGUGACGGGCUGAAUGUUGAUCGCGGUCUCGGCGGAUGGAAACACUAA
Molecule: messenger RNA, 552 nt
Organism: Pararge aegeria (speckled wood butterfly)
Lineage: Eukaryota; Metazoa; Arthropoda; Insecta; Lepidoptera; Nymphalidae
Gene: CPR57
Product: cuticle protein 7-like
Exons: 3
Coding region: 1-552 (183 amino acids)
Cellular component (GO): extracellular matrix
Source: RefSeq, a predicted model, not a curated record